AUGUAUUGGCCUACUGGGAACUACACCCUACUGGAGACAGUCGGAGGAUGUCCGGUUGACGUCAAAGAGGAGUGGAGAACAGGUUCCAGGUUCCACAUGGGGGACGGCCAGAAUUAUAUUUCACCACUAUUUAACCUGCAUGGCAAUUACACAAAGAAGUAUUUCGAGCAUACAUUUUGUUCGCACGUUGGAAUGAUCGACAAUACACUCAUUCCCCGAUACCAGACGUACUGGGACCCUGGACAUUAUUGUAUUAUGCGAUUACAUGGAAAAUGUCCAAACGGUUUUAAAGACGGGUAUAUCGAGAUGGAUGAUUUGAAUGGAUUUGAAGCGCUUAGCAACACCAAAGGAACUGUACCCGAUGGCGAAUACCACAGGAACACAGGAUUCUACUUUUGUUGCCGUUCUGACGGUGAUUUAGAUGUCCCCAUUGUAUUACCAAAGGAACUCCCUUUUUCUCUGUUUAUGGCGUCUAAAGCGGAUGACUGUCAGACUGUCAGAGGGAUGAGCUAUAAAAAAGAGUUUUUUGUGUUUGAUGACGAAAAUGUCGACGUCCAUAUGAAGAAGGAAGGCGCUAUACCUGAACUCAAGGACUGUGACAAUAAUACCAUGAUCUACUUCUGUUUCUACACUCCACUGGACUGCGGUUGCAAAGACAACGAUGGAAACUUUAUCAAGACUGGAAGCAAGUUAACAUCAGGCUGUGUGACAUACGAGUGUACAGAGACUCAGAAUAUAGAGCACCUGGAGGUUUUUGAAGGCGGUUGCAGUGUCGGGGAUGUUUGUAGGAAAGAAAACGAGACGUGGACAGAAACUCAGGGAGAAAAGUGUAAUCAGAAUAUAUGUCAGAGGGACUUGGAUGAAAGGGGACAGAUUAUAUUUGUUGUGAAAUCUGUCAAGAUAGGGUGCCAGGAUGGUGACGUAUGCCGCGAUAUUGGUUACACAAAGUCACGUGGUUGUUACGUCACAGAGUGUCGAUUGCAUCCUACUUCAUAUAUGCCAUACUUCUAUUUGAGAAGAGCAGGUUGCAGUGACGGGGCGGGAGGUUGUAUUGCCCUAGGAUCAACGUACACCAAGGACUGUAUUACGUACAAGUGUCGCAAGGAGACCACCAGGUGUGGCAACGAGUUUGUAAAGGGAGGAUGUAAGUAUUACGGGGAAUGUAAAGACCCCUUUAUGGCUUUCAAGGGACACGGCUGUAACCUGCUUCAAUGUGUGAUGGAGAGGAACGGCACAUCCAUCAGAUUAUAUGUACAGAAUUUGGUUUCAAUGUGCAGCUAUAACAAUCAGUGUUACAAAAUAGGCCAGACAGUUCGGAAGGGGUGCUUUGUACGUCGCUGUAUGGCUGGAACACAUGGAUACGCCUGUCACAUGGGGCUCGACACAGGAGGUUGUGCAAUGAGCGAUGGGACCUGUUUGAAUGUUGGCGAUACAUAUGAGGACAGGCGGCAGUGUGUUACGUAUUACUGUAAACAAGAACAACGAGGCUCAAGUGUCACUUUCUCUAAGAAGAUUCAAACAAUGGGUUGUUUAUUCCGUGGCACUUGUGUUCCCGAAGGAAGUUUUCACAAUAUCUCGUGUUCCGAGUAUGUCUGUAGUGUAAAGGUGGCCACUAAUGACAGAUAUACUGCACGAUUGGACCCAUACAAACGAGCAUGCAAGGAUUUCAAAGGGAACUGUAUAGCGAUGGGGGAGUCUAUAGAAGAGAGCUGUAAUACUUACACCUGUGACGAUAACAACUCCGCUCAUACUCCAGUACUCAGGUUUAUCUCUCAAAGAUGUAAAGAUAACACUGGCCUGUGUAGGUCAGUUGGUGCGGAAUGGCGUGACGACACUAGAUGUAUGACGUUGAAAUGUAACACCUACCCAUUUCCAAACGGUAAAUCCAGUCUCCAGAUUGCGCCAUCUAAAAUGGGAUGUAUGUACCAGGGUGUGUGUAGACAACCAGGCGAGGAAUGGUCAGGAGGAAGCUGUCUCACAAAGUCAUGUCUAGUUACUUCUUCAAACGGACGUUACUACAAAUCUGUUAGGACAAAAGCAGCAGGUUGUAAAGAUCCACGUGCAGGUACAUGCAGGAAGCCUGGGGAAGAAUGGGAGCACGUCUUUAGAAAUGGGUGUGCCAUGCUUGUGUGUAUCACAUGUGAUAAGGGAGGCUACAAACCAAGUGUGGCUCGAUAUUUAUGUAAAGACGUGAACGGAAGAUGUCGGCAAAUCGGUGAUAAGGGUUUUACAGUCAAGUACAGAAACAGAUAUUAUAAUGGAUGUGAAUGCAAAGCUAAUGGAAUACAUGCUAAAAUAUCUUGUGGCGGGAAGAAAUAAAAUAAGCAUGUUGACGUUA
Molecule: messenger RNA, 2338 nt
Organism: Mizuhopecten yessoensis (Yesso scallop)
Lineage: Eukaryota; Metazoa; Mollusca; Bivalvia; Pectinida; Pectinidae
Exons: 16
Coding region: 1-2319 (772 amino acids)
Cellular component (GO): membrane
Molecular function (GO): wide pore channel activity
Source: RefSeq, a predicted model, not a curated record